Molecule: messenger RNA, 988 nt
Organism: Dothidotthia symphoricarpi CBS 119687
Lineage: Eukaryota; Fungi; Ascomycota; Dothideomycetes; Pleosporales; Dothidotthiaceae
Exons: 1
Coding region: 227-988 (253 amino acids)
Source: RefSeq, a predicted model, not a curated record
GCUAGGUGCGCCCUCGGCCUUUACUGCGCACCCGCUGCAUCGCCCAUCCGUCUGCAGGUCUCGUUGGCGACGAGAACCCUUUCUUUAUACUUAGAAGUUAUAGACUGUUAGAAUUUCAAGUCUCGCUUCGAACACUAAACAAAAUAUUUCUUGAUAUCAGUCUUUGCCUUCCCUAGGUCGCUUCAGUAAACACUGUCUUCUCACACUGCCUGUAAAUUACUUCACAAUGGCGGACGUUAAUCUGACCGCGCAAUACGUCUUUACAAAUGAAUUGAUCGGCUCGUCAAAGUCCCUGGCGUCGACUUCGCUCAACGCAUCCAUCAUCGUAGUAUCAUCCAGUCCGGGCGACAGCAGUCUAUGGUACUUCACCGAAACCGACGUCGACGACUACUAUCGGCUCCACACUGUACAGAAGGGCGACUACAACGCGCUUGAUGUCGACAACUACUACGGUAGCAAUUCGAUCGACCUACACUUCUAUGCCGUACAACGGCGAUCUGGACAGUACUGGCUGCUCAACAAACAGAGCGAUGGGAGUGUAAAGGUCAGCAACAACUUUACAGGCCCGGACAUUUAUCUCGACAUUGAUGAAGGGAGUUUGCGACCAACACUCAGAGCGCAGGAUUCUCCAGGGCAACACUGGACGUUCAACAGCCCUGAUGCCACCUCGACUGCCGUGGAUACAGCGUCAGCAACUGCAACGUCAGCGACUGCAACGUCAGUUGCAACGACUACACCCGUUCCUUCAGGGACCACAUCAAGCACCAUACCUUCAAGCACUUGCACAUCCGGAUGUUCUGCAACCGCUGCUCCAUCGAGCUCCAAACGGCUAUCAAAAGGGGCUAUUGGAGGUAUAGCAGGCGGCGCCAUCGUGGGAUUGAUCCUAAUCAUUGGCUCGAUCUGGCUAUGGCACAGUAUGAGAAGCAAUAGAAACAACACCGAAAUAAGGCUCAGGAGCUUGAAACCAAAACCGAUCAUCAACGCGUGA